This is a messenger RNA of Opisthocomus hoazin, 1338 nucleotides long. The record is from RefSeq and is a predicted model, not a curated record. Lineage: Eukaryota; Metazoa; Chordata; Aves; Opisthocomiformes; Opisthocomidae.
UAAGUUCAGAGACCUGACCAUAGAAGAGCUGAAGAAUGUUAACAAGACCUACCCAAACUUCAGAUUCUCCAUGAGCACAUAUACCUUCAAGGAUGGAUCCCAGAAGGACCUCCUGAAUUUUAGUGGUACUGUUCCAGUGAAGUAUGGUAAUUCGUAUAACAUACCUAUUCAGCUGUGGAUUCUGGAUUCUCAUCCCUUUGCUCCCCCCAUUUGCUUCUUGAAGCCGACUGUGAACAUGGGCAUUUCGGUGGGAAAGCAUGUUGAUGCUCAUGGCAGGAUUUAUUUGCCCUACCUGCAAAACUGGAGCCAUCCUAAGUCAACUGUCAUUGGAUUAAUCAAGGAAAUGAUUGCAAAAUUUGAGGAAGAGCUCCCUUUGUAUUCACUGUCAUCUUCUGAUGCAGCCAGGCAAUCGGAACUUCUCUCCUACAUUGCAAAGAUCACUGAAGGAGAGACUGACAUGAAAUCAAAGAGUGAAAUUGGUGGAGGCAAAAAUGAAGGAUGUUUUAAGAAAAUUACUGUUGUUGGAGCUGGAGAUCUUGGCCUUGCAUGUGUGCUAGCAGUUGCAGCAAAGGGUGCUGCAGACAAGGUGGUUCUUCUGGAUGUUUCUGAAGGUGCAGCAAAAGGAGGGACCAUGGACUUGGAGAUCUUUGCUCUGCCAGAUGUGGAGAUCAGCAAAGUUGAAGUAAUGACGUAUGUGUCGUGGAAGCUGAGUGCGUUUCCCAAAAGCAGAGUUAUUGGAGUAGGUGCCAACCUCGAUACUGAGAGAUUUCAGUAUAUACUGACAAACCUUUUGAAAGCACAGGUGCUGGCAAAAGAUGCUUGGAUUAUUGGUGAACAAGGGGAAGACAAAGUACCAUCAUGGACCAGUUGUAAUUUAGUUGCAAAUCAAACAGAAGCAAUGGCUGCUCAUAACUCAAGGGAGAAGGUGGCUAACAGAGCUAUGGAAGUUCUAAAGGGAAAAGGUCAGAGAUCUUGGUCUCUUGGGCUCUCAGUUGCUGAUUUGACUGACAGUAUACUGAAAAAUAAAAGAAAGGUCCAUUCUGUAUCCACUCUGGCAAAGGGAUGUUGCAAUAUAAACAGUGAAGUGUUCUUAAGCCUGCCAUGUAUUCUGGGAAGCGAUGGAGUGAUUGAAGUGCUCAAACUAGAAGAAGAUCCCCUGGUGCAAGAGAAACUGCAAAGCAGUGCAGGCUCGAUUCACGACCUUCAGCAGCAACUGAAGCUGUGAGCAAGCACAAGGGAAGCCACAGUGUCUGCUCGCAGAAGCCGGAGGUUUGCUAGGCAGAACGGGUUGCUUGGUACAUACGGAUUUCCAUAUAAAACAAGAAGUUUUUUUACUUU